UGACGGUGGAUUUAAUGGGGUGGAAUUUCUGCCUGAAGAUUUCAGAGAGGCUUCCAAUGAAACAACAAUGAGGAUGAAUGAAAAAUACUCCUCUCUUCCUGCUGAGGAGAAGGGGAUCCACAUUAUUAACAUCAGAGCCAUUGAAGAUAUAGGAUAUGUCCGCACAGAAAGCACGAUAUUAAAUUCAUUUUCGCAAGAUCCAGAUGCCAAUUGCAAGUAUGGACUUUAUUUUAGAGAUGGAAAAAAGAAAGUGGAUUACAUCCUGGUUUACCACUACAAGAAGUCGUCUUUCAGCAGAACGCUCACCAGACGGAUCCAUUUUAAUGACUUGGGGCCUCGCAGUGUCAAACAAGAUCAGCCUCUUCCUGGAAAAGGAGGGGAGAUGAACAUGGAUGAAAAGGAACCACACAUGGACUACCAUGAAGAUGACAAGAGAUUCCGCAGAGAAGAAUAUGAAACCAAUCUUAUGCAGGCGGGUCUUGAGUUGGAAAGAGAUGAAGAUACUAAAAUACAUGGGCUUGGGUUUGUAAAAAUUCAUGCACCUUGGAGUGUUCUGUGCCGAGAAGCAGAAUUUAUGAAACUGAAGAUGCCUACAAAAAAGGUAUACCAAAUUCAUCAGCCAAACGGCCUCUUGAAAAAAAUUAAUUCUGUAAUUCAAAAAAUUACAGAGCCCAUCCAACCUAAAGUGGCAGAACACAAACAACAGACAGUGAAACGUCUCUCUUACCCCUUCUCUAGGGAGAAACAACACUUAUUUGAUUUGUCUGACAGAGAGUCCUUUUUUGACAGCAAAACCCGAAGCACCAUAGUUUACGAAAUACUGAAACGAACUACCUGCACCAAAGCCAAAUACAGCAUGGGGCAAGGAGAGGGAAGAAAGAAGGAAACUACCCUUUUAAAUAAAAGACGAAAAUGUGAUAAGUAUGGGAUCACCAGUCUGCUUGCCAACGGUGUUUACAGUGCUGCAUACCCGUUGCAUGAUGGUGACUAUGAAGGUGAACAUGUUGAGGCUAAUGACAGAAAACUCCUGUGUGAAGAAUGGGCGAGCUAUGGAGUUUUUUACAAGUACCAGCCAAUUGACCUAGUGAGGAAGUACUUUGGUGAGAAGAUUGGAUUGUAUUUUGCCUGGCUGGGAGUUUAUACACAAAUGCUCAUUCCAGCUUCCAUCGUAGGGAUUAUCGUGUUCCUGUAUGGUUGCGCAACAGUGGAUGAGAAUAUACCAAGCAUGGAGAUGUGUGACCAGAGAAUCAAUAUCACCAUGUGCCCUUUAUGCGACAGAACAUGCAGCUACUGGAGAAUGAGCUCUGCUUGCGCCACAGCCCGGGCAAGCCAUCUGUUUGAUAACCCAGCAACUGUCUUCUUCUCUGUCUUCAUGGCUCUGUGGGCUGCUACAUUCAUGGAACAUUGGAAGAGAAAACAGAUGCGACUGAAUUACAAAUGGGAUUUGACUGGGUUUGAAGAAGAGGAAGAGGCAGUCAAGGAUCACCCAAGGGCUGAGUAUGAAGCGAAAGUAUUAGAAAAGUCACUAAGAAAAGAAUACAGAAAUAAAGAGAAGGGCCUGCAAUUGCCGGAAGAGGCAGCAAACAAAUGGCGACAAAGAGUUAAGAAAGUCAUGGCUGGGGUGAAAUUGACUGAAAAAGAAAAACUGACAUGGAAAGAUCGUUUUCCAGCAUACUUUACAAAUUUCGUGAGCAUUAUUUUCAUGAUUGGGCUGACAUUUGCAAUUGUUUUUGGGGUUAUCAUAUACCGAAUCUCCACUGCAGCAGCUUUAGCCAUCAGUUCAUCUCCAGCUGGCCGGUCUAAUAUUAGAGUAACUGUGACUGCAACUGCAGUGAUUAUUAAUCUAGUGGUGAUAAUAAUCUUGGAUGAAGUAUAUGGCUGCAUAGCCAGAUGGCUGACCCAGAUUGAGGUUCCAAAAACCGACAAGAGUUUUGAAGAACGUUUGAUUUUCAAGGCCUUCCUUCUGAAAUUUGUCAAUGCCUACACUCCUAUUUUUUAUGUUGCUUUCUUCAAGGGGCGAUUUGUUGGACGCCCCGGGGACUACGUCUACAUUUUUCAUUCUUUCAGAAUGGAAGAGUGUGCUCCUGGUGGUUGCUUAAUGGAGUUGUGCAUACAACUCAGCAUUAUUAUGUUGGGCAAACAACUGAUUCAGAAUAAUCUUUUUGAGAUUGGCAUCCCAAAAAUGAAAAAAUUGAUAAGGUACUUGAAGCUGAAACGACGACGGCCUGUAGACCACGAGGAGCAUUUGAAGAAAAAACAACGCUAUGAAGUAGACUAUAACCUGGAGCCUUUUGCAGGCCUGACACCAGAAUACAUGGAAAUGAUCAUUCAGUUUGGAUUUGUAACCCUGUUUGUGGCAUCCUUCCCGCUGGCUCCUUUGUUUGCACUGCUGAACAACAUCAUUGAAAUACGUCUGGAUGCAAAGAAGUUUGUUACUGAGCUUAGGAGGCCAGUUGCGGUUAGAGCCAAAGACAUAGGAAUAUGGUAUAAUAUCCUCAGAGGUGUAGGAAAACUUGCUGUGAUAAUAAAUGCAUUUGUGAUCUCAUUCACAUCUGACUUCAUUCCACGCCUCGUGUACCUGUAUAUGUACAGUGAAAAUGGCACCAUGCAUGGCUUCGUGAACCAUACGCUAUCCUAUUUUAAUGUCAGCGAUUUUCAAGAAGGAACAGCUCCUAAUGACCCUAUGGAGCUUGGCUACCCAGUCCAAAUUUGCAGAUACAAAGAUUACCGAGAGCCCCCAUGGUCUGAAAAUAAAUAUGAAAUUGCAAAGGAUUUCUGGGCGGUUCUAGCAGCAAGAUUAGCAUUUGUAAUAGUGUUCCAGAACUUGGUCAUGUUUAUGAGCGACUUCGUGGACUGGAUUAUUCCAGACAUUCCCAAAGACAUUAGUCAGCAGAUUCAUAAAGAGAAAGUUCUUAUGGUGGAGGUCUUCAUGAAGGAAGAACAAGGAAAGCUGCAGUUGAUAGAAACCUGGAGAGAUAAAGACAAAAAGAAAGGUGAAAACUGUAACAACCACAGUCCCAGGCCAUCAAUGAGCCAUAGAGGGAGUGUGUCUUCCUGUCAUUCAUGCCAUGUGGAAGUGUAAAUAGAGGGAGCUGUUUUACAUUGGGGCAUUCCAUUAAUAAACAAGCCAUGACUUAAAGGAUAGAACUUGAUCUUAAACAACCUGGUGCAUGUUUAAGCAUA
This is a messenger RNA of Euleptes europaea (tarantolino), 3183 nucleotides long. RefSeq names its product anoctamin 1 (gene ANO1). Lineage: Eukaryota; Metazoa; Chordata; Lepidosauria; Squamata; Sphaerodactylidae. Bases 68 to 3082 code for a protein of 1004 amino acids. The transcript has 27 exons. The record is from RefSeq and is a predicted model, not a curated record. Gene Ontology annotation, molecular function: protein dimerization activity; chloride channel activity. Gene Ontology annotation, cellular component: plasma membrane. Gene Ontology annotation, biological process: chloride transmembrane transport.